CGUCAGCGAGAAGGCAGCGACACUAGCUACAAGACAUUCAUUCCAUCCAUCAUGUUCAUCAUUGAUUGGUUCUGGGAUAUGCUCGCCUCGCUAGGGCUGGCCAACAAGCAUGCCAAGCUCCUCUUCCUAGGUCUCGAUAACGCAGGAAAGACCACUCUGCUUCACAUGCUCAAGAACGACCGUCUUGCCACGCUGCAACCAACCCUUCAUCCACACUCUGAAGAACUCGCUGUUGGCAACAACCGUUUCACAACAUUCGAUCUAGGUGGUCAUCAACAGGCUCGUCGUCUCUGGCGUGAUUAUUUCCCCGAAGUCUCAGGUGUCGUCUUUAUUGUCGAUUCUGCCGAUUUGGAGCGUCUACCUGAAGCGCAGGCUGAGCUGAAUGCUUUACUUGGUAUUGAGGAGUUGCAGAAAGUGCCCUUUUUGAUUUUGGGGAAUAAGAUUGAUGCGCCUGGCGCGGUGUCGGAGGAUGAACUCAGGAAUGCACUUGGGUUGUAUCAAACGACUGGCAAGGGUAAGCAACCACUGGAAAACAUCAGGGCCAUUGAGGUCUUCAUGUGCUCGGUUGUGAUGCGACAGGGUUACGGAGAUGGUAUCAGGUGGUUAUCCAACUACUGCAAUUAAAGAGAAGAGAAUCUCCGUAGUAUGAUGCUGUUCGCCUUAUGCCAUCCUUUCUGGUUCCUACUGUUAGUGAGUGACAUGACUUUACCUGUGAUGUGUGCUUCGAGUGGAAAGUUGACUGAUCAGCCUUGUUGCACUGUGGAUGGCGAACAAGAUAGCAGCGAUUAUGCACUGGCGAUAGAUUGAGGGUGAAGGACGAAGUUACAGAGUCAAAAUGUCACCGAAAGUA
Messenger RNA from Protomyces lactucae-debilis, 850 nucleotides. Its product is annotated as small COPII coat GTPase sar1. Gene Ontology annotation, biological process: vesicle organization; endoplasmic reticulum to Golgi vesicle-mediated transport; intracellular protein transport. Gene Ontology annotation, molecular function: GTPase activity; GTP binding. Lineage: Eukaryota; Fungi; Ascomycota; Taphrinomycetes; Taphrinales; Protomycetaceae. Gene Ontology annotation, cellular component: COPII vesicle coat; endoplasmic reticulum exit site. The record is from RefSeq and is a predicted model, not a curated record. Bases 52 to 624 code for a protein of 190 amino acids. The transcript is spliced from 5 exons.